Sphaerodactylus townsendi is the source of this 1477-nucleotide messenger RNA. RefSeq names its product lipoyltransferase 1 (gene LIPT1). Gene Ontology annotation, cellular component: mitochondrion; cytoplasm. Gene Ontology annotation, biological process: protein lipoylation. The record is from RefSeq and is a predicted model, not a curated record. Lineage: Eukaryota; Metazoa; Chordata; Lepidosauria; Squamata; Sphaerodactylidae. Bases 1 to 1119 code for a protein of 372 amino acids. The transcript has a single exon. Gene Ontology annotation, molecular function: lipoyltransferase activity.
AUGAUAAUCCGGUCGUCCCUGAAAAAGUGUUCCCAGUUACACUAUGUUCUCAAGAUUCCAACUGCUGGUUUCCAAUGGGUGCCAAAAGGAGGAGUGAUCUUUCAGUCUCUUUCCCAGGAUGUGUACCAAAAUUUGGCUUUUGAAGACUGGAUCCAUGAUACCCUGGACUUGGAGAACCAACACAUCCUUUUCCUGUGGAGAAAUUCUUCUGCUGUGGUGAUUGGCAGACACCAGAAUCCUUGGCAGGAAUGUAAUCUUAAAAUGAUGCGACAGAAGGGAAUAAAACUAGCCAGAAGAAGAAGUGGAGGAGGAACAGUUUACCAUGAUAUAGGCAAUAUCAACUUGACUUUCUUUACAACUAGGAAAAAGUAUGAAAGAAUGGACAAUUUAAGACUGGUUGUCACAGCUUUAAAAGCCCUGCGGCCACAAUUAGAUGUACAAGCGACUGCAAGAUGUGACCUCUUGUUAAAUGGGGUUUUUAAAAUCUCAGGCACUGCUGCGAAGCUGGGAAGGACUGCAGCUUACCACCACUGCACUUUGCUGUGUAAUACUGACAAAUCCAUUUUGUCUUCUGUACUGAAAAGCCCCUACAAUGGGAUAAAAAGCAAUGCCACACCCAGCAUCCCAGCCUUAGUGAAAAACCUCCAGGAAGAGGACCCUACUUUAACUUGUGAGAUGCUUCUGGAAGCCAUUGCUGAACAGUACGCUGCACAUUAUCAUGCUGAUAACCGUAUCUAUGUAAUAAAUCCAGCCAAUGAAGGAGAGUUCCCUGGCAUUAGUAAUAAAGCGAGGGAACUGCAAGCCUGGGACUGGAUCUAUGGCAAAACACCCAAAUUCAGUAUUAGUACAUGCCUGAAUAUAGCAGAUGAACAAUCUUGCCUUGAUGUCAAGAUAAAUAUGGACAUAAAGAACGGCAAAAUUGAAACAUGCAAUAUCGGUGUAUCUGAGCACUGGCUGCCACUGAUGAUGUGUGAUAAACUGAAAGACAGCCUUAUUGGCAGCAAGUUCUGUCCAAGCGAAACUAUGGCCGUGGCAAAUGCUUUGCUGAGCACGUGUACAGAUUACAGAUUAUACAGAAAAUGGAAUCUGUUAUGUGAAAAGGUGCUAACGCUAAUGUGACCGCCUUGAUAAGCAACUUCUGAAUCACUGCUGUGCCAUGAGCAAGCUUUCUCAAAUGGGAGUUUUUGAGAACUUGGCUGAAAAAGACAAAUACGUUGGUGAUGCAACAAAAAUUUUAAAAUGAUUUUGAUACAUUUAAUACUUUUUUAAAAUUAGCUAAUUAAUGCUGUUCAAGGUUUUCCAAGCAAGUGUUAAAGAGUUCAGGUUUCACAUUCAUCAUAAUGGGACAAUUAUGUUCUCUGUUUGCAAUUUCCCUUUGUUUUAUUCAUUUCGAUCAUUUAACAUCAUGCCAAUUAACGCAGUGGGCUUCUUGUAGCAGCUUACAAAAUAAUAAUAAUAAAAGGUACAAUGCUAAAAA